GACAGCACUCACUGUGAUAAGCAGAUCACAGCUGUUCAGUCGGAAUUGCGGUCUCUGAAUGAAACUUCUUGCCAUAUCCCCCCCUGAAUAGUAUCCUGUGAAAUGUUCCCUUCAGAGACAUCAGUCUGACAUCCUGUGAAAAGCCAUGUCUUGCUCAAAGUCAAUUCGAAUGCUUAUCUUGACCACCGCUGCGUGUGCAACAACGAUACUCGCGGCCAAUUUCGGGGCGCCGCUCUAUGACACGUCGGAUCCGCUCCGGCUGCUUGACCACGAGAAUUUCCACCGAGAGCUCCGCCAGGCCCCCGGAGUGUAUUUAGUGCAAUUUUACAACAGUUGGUGCGGGCACUGCAUAAGGUUCGCUCCGACAUUCAAGAAGUUCGCAGCUGAUGUGAGUGCCUGGCGUCCAGCGGUGAGGGUCGGAGUAAUUAAUUGUGCGGACUCAGCUAAUGGGCCUCUGUGCAGAGACAACGGCAUUGAAGGUUUUCCUACCAUGAAAUUGUUCUGGAUUGAACGAGGCGGCAGGGGGAGCACAAACGGGACGAGUAUUCGAGAGAGAGAGCCAUCGGGAAUUGAAGAUGAAAUCGUGGACUUCAUCGAGGCAAGGACCAAGGACAAAGCCGUGCUCCAUGAUUUCCCGAGCCUAACGCCGUCAAGUGCGCGAAGCCUUCAAGAUAUCUGGGAUUCGGUCCCGACAAAUCUCAAGCAGGUUUUCGUUGUUGUCGAGAGGCCAUCUUCGUAUGUCGGACGUCAACUGAUCCUUGACUUCAACUCGAUCAAAACUGCUGCGGUGCAUAGGUUCCUGAGAGGCGAUGGUCCUGAAGAACUCCGCCAUCAGGAUCAUGUGUCAUUGCUCCUCCUCGAGAAAGGAGUACAUCCUCGGCUCAUAGCGAAAGAAACGGACGAAAAGAAAGCACGAGCGCUCUUCAAGGAGAAGCUCACUGAACUCGGCAUCAGCUUCGUACAUGACGAGCACCACACAACACAGGCGACCAAAGCUUAUGACCUAAUCGGCGACUACAGCAAAAUUUACCUUGACGACAUUGAGACUGGAAUCUUGUACACAUUGACGCAGGAAGUUCCUCUGAAGCAAGAAAUUUCAACGAAGCAGCUCAGCAUACUGAAGAGUUUCAUCCAGCUCAUGUACGAGAACAUUGAUGUGCCACCACGUAUUCGGUACUAUCUCAGGAAUGUUUCGAAUCGCAUCGAUGUGUCUGUACCGCUGAAAGGGGCCGACUUCCUGAAGCUACUUAAAGCCGCUGAAACACCAGAAGCCUACCUGUCCCCGGAGGCGAAUUUCAUCGGCUGUAAAGGAAGCGACCCCGGGAAACGUGGAUACACGUGCUCGCUGUGGACGAUCUUCCAUUACAUAACUGUGGGGAGUCACGCGAAGUUCCUCGCGAAAAAAAUCGAAUACCCUAAUCUAGCCGUUCUCGUUAUCAAGGACUACGUUCUGAACUUCUUCUCGUGCAGUGAAUGCAGGAGCCAUUUCGAAAAAAUGGCCGCAAAUAUAGAAUCCGAGCUCGUGAACGCGAACGAGUCAGUAUUAUGGCUGUGGCGGAGCCACAAUACAGUCAAUGCUCGAUUGAAGGGAGACGGUACCGAAGAUCCGGCGAGACCGAAAAUUCAGUUCCCCCCGAUGUCCUUGUGCCCUGAGUGCCAUAAUGGCGACAAAUUCAACGAGUCAAAUGUUUUGAAAUUCCUGGGUCGCUUCUACAGCGAACAGAAUUUGGUUCAAUCAGCAGACACACGGACAUCACCGGAUCGGAUUGUCGCUUCGACUCCCGGUGCAAAACACUUCUCCGGUUUCGACCUCACCAUCUUCCUGGUGAUCUACGCUCUAUCUAUCACGCUGUUAUUUGUUGUCUUUGUUACGAUGGUGUGCCGGCGGAGAAAGGCAGCUUGCAAGUCUGUCCUAUCCUCCACAUCGGCGUCGUCGCCGUGAGACGAAAUCCUCCGCCGUCCCUCCACGGCGCCGAUAUUGACCCCGAAUUCUUGCCACAAGCAACUCAAGCGAGGGACAAGACACAGAGACCUUAACGAAGCGAGUGAGGGUUCCGAAAUUCCGUACGCUUGUUCAUAUCUCAUAGCUUACCUACCUCGCUCACGUUACGCUGGGGACUGCCGGUCUGCCGCGUCUCGUUUACUCUACAAAAUGGGAUGUGUUCUGCCCCGCUGCUGGGUGCUCCCCUCGUUGCCGAGCGAGGCUCAUUGUGUAUUGCCAAAGUUUCAUUGAUGGUUGUUUUAUCUUGGCUGUGAUUUAGGAAGACAACGGACGAUACUCAGGUCGCUUGAAACCCAUUGUGAAUAAAACGCUGAACAACGUAUUUUCAUAAAAUACUAUCGUUUUG
This is a messenger RNA of Galendromus occidentalis (western predatory mite), 2348 nucleotides long. Its product is annotated as sulfhydryl oxidase 1. The transcript has 12 exons. Gene Ontology annotation, cellular component: Golgi membrane. The record is from RefSeq and is a predicted model, not a curated record. Bases 146 to 1942 code for a protein of 598 amino acids. Gene Ontology annotation, molecular function: protein disulfide isomerase activity; flavin-dependent sulfhydryl oxidase activity. Gene Ontology annotation, biological process: protein folding. Lineage: Eukaryota; Metazoa; Arthropoda; Arachnida; Mesostigmata; Phytoseiidae.